AUGGCAUACAACUCCCUCCUCCGAAAGCGAGCCACUGACGAAGCAGCCAACUUUGUCGAACCAAAAAGACUCAGGCGUUCUAUUGUCGAGAGACCCAGCCUCAAGUCUGAACCCAUCACGGUUCUCGUCGGCAAGAAAUUGAAAGCGUUCAAUGUCGACAGAAGUAUCCUUCGAACCAGUUGUACUUAUUUCGACGACCAAGCCUACACGAAGAAGGGUAAAAACGCCAAACCCAAGCAAGUGAAGCUACCUGAUAUCACCGUCCGAGCCUUCGAAAUAUACCAGGCGUGGCUCCAAACCGGCGGUUUCUACAUCAUGGAGGAAGAAGAAGCCCCUACUCCUCCUUCGACAAACCCUCCCCUGGCAAAUGAUCGCGCACUCCGUUCUGACAAGGAAGACGAUGCCACUGAAUCUCGGCUGAAGAAAGAACGUGAGGCUCGUGCCGACGAAGAGGCUGCCAAGUGGCGUGAGUGCUACUUGCUCGGCCAUGCGAUCGAGGAUAAUGGUUUCCAAGAUGCCUGCAUCGACUUGGCCCAGGAAAAGAUGGUUUCUGAAUCCGGCAAGAUGAUGGACCUGACUGAGAUGUACACCAACCUGUCAUUCAGCGAUUAA
Messenger RNA from Alternaria ventricosa, 612 nucleotides. RefSeq lists its product as uncharacterized. Lineage: Eukaryota; Fungi; Ascomycota; Dothideomycetes; Pleosporales; Pleosporaceae. The record is from RefSeq and is a predicted model, not a curated record. Bases 1 to 612 code for a protein of 203 amino acids. The transcript is spliced from 3 exons.